GACCCUCUCCGCUGCAAAUGAUUGAUUGGGACCUGUCCUUUUGCCUCUGUCACUGUUGAUGCCUGACGGGGCCAAGGCAGUCAUUCUCUUCUCUGCCAUUUUCCAUUAGGGAGGGCCGAGUAGCCUUGCCCGUGGCUGUUAUUUUCGGUCCUGUUUGGGUGGGUAAUAUUGGGAACAACAUGCUCCCCUCCUAUAUAACUCUACCCAAGCUGGACAGCCUCUCACAAACCACGCGAGGCCCGGUAAAGCAGCUUCAGCAGCUCCACGCUGUACGCCCUCCCCUUUGCUGUGCCACACUCUUGUACCUGCUAUCGAAUCGAACAACAACUCGCCGUCACCGUCGCCGUCACCGUCUUCAGCCCGUUUCGUUUACUAUUCGUUUACUAUCCAAGCUCCACUCUCGGCAAUCCCUCCAAGGUUGGGCAGGACUCGCGGCUCGCUGCAGCGCGGAUGCAGAAGAACGGCCCACUCUACCUGUGCUUUCCAGCUGCGAGCACCCUUUGGCACCGGCGUACAUGCUCCCACAUGGGUGUCGUACACUGCCAAAUCUGCGGCCAACAUCCCGCCUGCCGAGAGAGCAGAGACGGAAUCCUUGGUCUGUAGCCUACCAUUCGACAUGUCUCCCUUUUGUUCAGCUCGUCACAAAUGACUUGCCUUGCUCUAAAAUGGUACGCUAUCCUUUUGCCUAGUCGUGACACUACACAAGAGCCGUCGUCGCGGCACACGGAUAGCUUUGGCUGCAUCUUCCAUCCAAAACAGCGGUAAGGUCCACCAAUUCAACGUCGUCCCGCCUCGCCUGCCAUGGACGACAGU
This is a messenger RNA of Cucurbitaria berberidis CBS 394.84, 813 nucleotides long. RefSeq lists its product as uncharacterized. The transcript has a single exon. Bases 180 to 689 code for a protein of 169 amino acids. Lineage: Eukaryota; Fungi; Ascomycota; Dothideomycetes; Pleosporales; Cucurbitariaceae. The record is from RefSeq and is a predicted model, not a curated record.